GUCACUUCUGUUUUAUCUCUGGACGUGUAAACUGAAUAUCGCCUAUUGAAAGAUGUCGGCUGAAGAAAGUGAAAAAAUGGAAAUUGACAACGUUUCAGAUAAAGACAAAGCUUCGUAUAAAUCAAGCGAUAGCGAAGGUGAAUCUUCAGAUGACAUGUCAGACAAUGACGAGGAGCUUGAAAAACAGGCUGUAGGCUUUGAAAAAAAGGUUGAAGAGAAUCCAUAUGAUUAUAAUUCAUAUGUGGAGCUUAUAAAACUUCUCCAAAAGAUGGCUGAGAUAGAAAGACUUCGUAGAGCAAGAGAGAAGAUGAGCAGACAUUUUCCAUUGACUCCAGAAUUGUGGAUCUCUUGGCUGCAAGAUGAGAUUAGCCUAGCAGCUUCAGAUGUGGAACGUAGUGCUGUCAUUGAGCUGUUCGAGAGGGCUGUUCAGGACUAUCUUUCUGUUGAUCUCUGGUUGGAGUAUGCUCAGUUCAGUAUUGGAAACGUGGGACUACAGGCUGGGGUUCAGACAGUUAGAAAUACAUUUGAACGUGCUCUUACAGCAGUUGGUCUUCAUGUUGCUAAGGGAGCUAUUCUGUGGGAGGCAUAUCGUGAGUUUGAGAAUGUAAUCCUGGGAAUGUUACAGUCCAAAGCUGAUAACACUGUCUUAAGUGAGAGUCAGCAACAGGAAUUAGCUACUCAGAAGAAACGCUUGGUUACCAUUUUUCGUCGCCAGUUGGCUUGUCCACUGCUUGACAUGGAGGACACGUACCAGGAGUUCACUGAGUGGCUGAAUGAAGAGCCAAGCAGAAGAGAUGAAGUAGACAUAAAGAAUGUUGAAUCUGGUUUCAAGAAAGCACUCCAGAAACUGAGCAAGAUCCUUUCUUAUGAGGAAAAUUUGCUGAGCUGUGAUGAUGCCAGCAGAGCUGAUCAUUAUCGAACUUACCUCCAGUAUGAAAUGUCUGGGGAGGAUCCAGCUCGAGUUCAGUGUCUGUACGAACGAGCUGUUGCUGAGCUUUGCCUUGAUGCUUCAGUGUGGCUUGAGUACAUUGAAUAUUUGGAUACCACACUCAAGAUAGACACUGUUGUUUUACCUGUUUGCAAACGGGCAGUUCGCAAUUGUCCUUGGAGUUCUCCAUUGUGGCAGCAUUAUCUGACAGCUCUUGAGAGAUAUAAAAAGCCGUUUGAUGAGGUUAAAGAUGUAAUGGAGCAAGCAUUGUCAGUAGGGUUCAGUACUGCUGAAGAUUAUCGCGACUUGUGGUUGGGUUAUAUUGACUAUAUGAGACGAAGAGUAGACUGGAAUACAGAACCCCAGUCGACAGAGCUGGCAGAACUGAGAGGAGUGUUCAAUAGGGCUUGUGACCAUCUUGCACAGUAUUAUGGGCUUCAAGGUGAUCCUAGCUGUGACAUUUUACGUUACUGGGCUCGCAUUGAAGCUGUAUAUUGUAAGAACCUGGAGAAAUUCCGGCUUUUAUGGAAUGACAUUCUCAGUCAGGGACAUGACAAGACAGCAGCCAUGUGGCUUGAGUACAUUCAGUUGGAGAGGGCAUUUGGUGACAGCAAACACUUGAAGCGUUUGUUUCCACGUGCCCUUACGUGUACCCAGGACUGGCCAGAGAGCAUUGGGAUUGCAUGGCUCAAUUUUGAAAGAGAUGAAGGCACAUUGGAUUCAUAUGAAUUUUGUAUGACAAAAUACAAAUCAAGAAUGAAACAGAUAAAUGCCCAGAGGGAAAGAACAGCUGCAAAAGAAGCAGAAGUAACUGAAAAGGGAGAGAAGUGGAAACACCAAAAACAGGAUAGAGGCAAGAAACAGAAUCCCAGGGAUGCUUGGAAAAAGAAGCAUGAAACAGAAGGCAAAUGGGCAGCAGUAGCACCAAAGUCUGUAGUCAGAAAAUCUAGUUUAAAGGAUAUUGCUGAAACAGAGUCCAGUGUUUCAAAAGAGAGUCAAGCAGUUGCACCUCCACCAGGUUAUGAAAAGCAGGAGAUAACUGAUGAUGUUUCUGAAGAACCACCUACCAAAAAAUUUAAAUCAGACAAUGUGGAAUCAGAACAUGGAGUUUCAGUAGCACAUGAUUCCUCCAAAGAUAACCAUACUGUGUUUGUCAGUAAUUUGGAUUAUUCUGUGGAUGAAGCUACAAUAAAGGAGUUCUUCUCUUCUUUGGGAACUCUCACAGACCUUCGUUUGGUGAAGGAUUUUAAGGGUCGGUCUAAGGGUUACUGCUAUGUUGAAUUCUCUUCAUCUAGUGAAGCACACGCAGCUUUGAAAAAAGAUCGUGAAUGCAUUGAUGGACGACCAAUGUUUGUUUCGAGGUGUGAGUCAGAUAAAGAUACAAGGCAGCGUGGUUUUAAAUACAACACAACACUGGAGAAGAACAAACUUUUUGUGAAAGGUUUGCCUCUUACUAUGACAAAGGAAGAACUUGAGGGAGUGUUUAAGUCAUAUGGUUCACUGAAGGAUGUUCGAGUUGUCACUUUUCGGAAUGGACAUUCAAAAGGAUUGGCAUAUGUCGAAUUCCGUGAUGAGGCAGCUGCUGCACAUGCAUUAAUAAAAACAGAUGGAAUGAAGAUAGGAGACAGAACUAUCAGUGUGGCCAUCAGUAAGCCACCCGAGAGAAAGCUGAAGCCAUCUGAUACUACACAGUCACUCUCUGUCAAGUCGUUAGGAGGAGGUCCUAAAAGUACUGGCUCACGUGGACGUGGUCGAACACAGAUGUCGCUACUUCCAAGAUCAUUGCAAAUAUCUCAAAAUACAGCAGCCACAACACCAUCAUCUACUGCUAUACCUUUCAGUAAUACUGCCACUAGUAAUGGAAGUAAUAGCAACAGUGCAACGAAUGGAGAUGGUGCUGGAGAUACACAGAAACAAAUGAGCAAUUCAGAUUUUCGACAGAUGCUGCUUGGAACUAAGAAGUGAGAUACGAAUUCAGUAUACUGCAUUGCAGUGUUAUUUUUUGAACAGAUCUCUCCCUUAUCAAAAAGUACACAGCAAUUCGGGUGUCUUUUCUUCCCAAGUGACUUGUCAGUAAUUUCACAGCCAUGUCUAGAACAGUUGUUUGAUCUACUCACCUGCCUGUCCUGUGGGUACCAGGAGCUCUUUCAUUACUGGGGUUUUGUUUCCAUGGCCCAGUAUGCACAUUUACGUUGUAGUGUUUGGGCACAGACCUUUUUACCUGUACUGAAUAAAUACAGUUACAGUAACUGGCACCGCUAGUAGAUAUGGAGGUUGUGACGUUAGAUAUUAUUACUCUUACUGAAUAUUGUGUCCCCUACGUGCUCCAAAUUAAAGGAGAUUUGGUGAUGUAAAUUAGAUUUGGAAUUAUUGAUAACAAGGAAUUAUAAGUUAAUUAAAUUGCCAGUGCCAUUUGCACCAGAUUCUAACCUGUCAAUUUGCAGAUCAGAUGAAACCAUUUAUUUAGUGUAUUAAAUAUUUUCAUAUAUAGGCAUGUACAUACCUAAUAUUUACUGUAUAAAAUUGGUUAUUUCACGUACAGUACUAAAAUAUUUGCAUGUUACACAUUAUUUCUUAUUUACUAUCAUUGUCUUAUAUUUAUGUACUUGUGUUAGAAUUGUAGUUUAAUUUCUUUAGUAUAUAUUGUAGAAAUACAUCAAUGAUAACAUUUACACGAUAGUUAAAUUAGUGAAAACCUAAACCAUUUGAAACUCCUACAAAUCAAAAAAUAUUGAUAAUUAGUGAGAUUUAUUUUUAUUUUGUGUUUGUUAUGUACACAAUCUCUAUAAGUACCAUAUUUUUUUGAGACGUCUGCCAAUUGUGAUCUAACUAUAAUAUCACAUGCUAAACUUUGUGCCACAUUUGAAACUUCUCAUUGUGAAUGUGAACUGAUAAGUUUUCUUAAAGGUUGCCAACUAAGGAUAUGAACAUGUCAAAAAAGUGAGAAGCCGUUAAGAAUUUAGAAGUUUUAGGGGUACUCCAUGAAGUCUUCACAGGCAGUCAGCUACACUUGGUGAUUUGUUAUGACCACCUGACAUGGCUGAUUGCCUGUGAAGACUUCAGGGAAUUUAGUCACCAUGAAAUGUUUUAGAGGUAAUGUUCGGAGAUUUUUGAAGAAAGGAAAGGAAAUUUUUGUUGAAAUGGAUUGUAUGCAAAAAUAGAAAUAAGCAAUCAUAAAUUGUGGAGUGUAAGUUUAAUGGAAUAAAAUAAGUACUUCAAGCUGGAA
Messenger RNA from Zootermopsis nevadensis, 4154 nucleotides. RefSeq names its product RNA-binding protein 4F. NCBI's taxonomy places the organism in Eukaryota, Metazoa, Arthropoda, Insecta, Blattodea, Termopsidae. The record is from RefSeq and is a predicted model, not a curated record. Gene Ontology annotation, molecular function: protein binding; RNA binding. Gene Ontology annotation, biological process: RNA processing.